AAGAAAAAUAAUAAAAUGAAGCAAUCGUAACGCUAUUCCAAACAACACGCAAACGGCAAAACCUCCCAAAAUCCCAAUUCAAUUCUCUUUGGGCUUAGCUACCUUAAACAAUAAAAAUAAUACUUUAUGUAAAUAUAUACUUACUGCAUAUAUACGUAUACGCAAAUCGAUGAAUCCAUCGCAGUUCACGGAUAAGCAGAUCAUGGAUCUAUCUAGUUCGCCGAUCACUGCUAACAACAAAAUUGAUUUUCUCGAUCUCGUGAACCCUCGUCAGGACGUUAACGGCAGUGGUGCUAAGGAGGAGAUUGUUCCGAGCUAUGAAUUCCAUCCGAUUCGCCCUAUUGGAUCUUCGUCGCCGCCGAUGUCGAACGCCGAUUCCAGCAAUGUUGGUGGAGCUAGAGCUUGGAAUUCCGCCGAUUCCAAAACUAACACUGGCAUCAGAAAUUAUGGAUCUCUUGAAUCCAUGGAACCUGCCAAAGUCAUCGUAGAGAAGGAUGGAAGUAGGUUUGAUUCAACCUUGGUGUCUGAGAUUGAUCACACAAUGAAGAAAUAUACUGAUAACCUGCUACAUGUGCUGGAUGGUGUAAGUGCGCGAAUAUCACAAUUAGAAACAAGAACACGGCAGAUUGAAAAUUCUGUGGAUGAUCUGAAAUUGUCUGUUGGUAACAAUUUUGGCGGCACUGAUGGGAAAUUGAGACAGCUAGAAAAUAUUAUGAGAGAGGUGCACACCGAAGUACAAGUGAUAAGAGAUAAACAAGAAAUAGUAGAAGCCAAGCUGGAGGUUGCUAAACUGCAGGUUUCUAAGGUUGAGCAGAAGGUGGAUACUCGUAACACCCUUCCCAUGGAUUCUUUGCAGCCUGCUGCAUCUGCGCCUCAACAUUCUCCCCAGCAACAAUAUUUUCCUGCUAAUCUUCAACAGCCAUUGCCAACCCUUCCUCCACUGGAUGCUCCUCCACACCCUCCACAACAGAACCUGCCGCCUCAGGCUCAGCUUCCUAACCAAUUAUCCUUGAACCAAAUUUCUUCAGGUCCACCGCGAGAAUCUUAUAUUCCUGCACCUGAAAUCCCGAGCCAGCAAUAUCAAAUGCCUUUACAACAGCAGCUCCAGAUAUCGCCCCCUCCGCUACCACAACAACAAUAUCAGUCACCCCCUCAACCACAGUACUCUCAGCCGCCUCUGCCUCCUCAGUCACACCUCUCUUUGCCACCUGUCAAUCCAUCUCAACCACCUCAACCUCAACAUCAACCCCCAUUAGGCCAUCAUACUGAAGAACCAACAUUUAUACCACAGCAGAGCUUUCCACCAAAUAUCGUCAAACCACCCUCUCUGCCAUCUAGUGGAGCUUUGCCACAGCAGUUCUACGGAGCUGCUCCCAACAUGUAUGAGCUACCAUCUAACAGACCUGGUCCAGGGUUUUCUGGUACAUAUGGCCCGUCAUCUGGGCAUGGAGAACCGUAUUUUUCCCAGUAUGGAAGUGGGUCCCCAAGGAAAUCACAGCAACUUCCUCCUACCAUGAGCCAGAGUGGUGGGAGUGGCUACCCACAACUACCCACUGCAAGGAUAUUACCUCAAGCACUUCCUACUGCUUCUGCUGUUGGUGGUAGUUCGAGUUCUGUUGGUUCUGGAAACAGGGUUCCUGUUGAUGAUGUAGUGGAGAAAGUGACACACAUGGGAUUUCCAAGAGAUCAGGUGAAGGAAACAGUCAGAAAGUUGACAGAUAAUGGACAGGCAGUUGACUUGAAUGUGGUUUUGGACAAGUUAAUGAACGAUGGGGACGUGCAGCCACCACGGGGCUGGUUUGGUCGGUGACAUUCAUCUCCUCAUCGAUGCUUGUCUACAGAAGUUUGAAUUGCUCACUGCCAUUUUGAUCAGCUUCUUUCAAAAGAUGUGUGUCUAUAUAUUCAGAUCUAUUGUCCUAUUCUUUUGGUUAUGGUUGCACUAAAUUGCUAUUUGCUGCAUUGUGGUUGACUUGUUUCUUCUGUAGCACCUAAACUUGUUCCAUAGAUGAUAAUUUUUAUUUUUUACGGAGUAUUAUCUUUGACAUCAA
Molecule: messenger RNA, 2048 nt
Organism: Ipomoea nil (Japanese morning glory)
Lineage: Eukaryota; Viridiplantae; Streptophyta; Magnoliopsida; Solanales; Convolvulaceae
Exons: 3
Coding region: 170-1810 (546 amino acids)
Source: RefSeq, a predicted model, not a curated record